GGCGGGGACUCCAGUGUGCCUGGUGGACCAGCAGGCGUCAGACUUGGCUCGUGGCCGGCGACCUCCGGCGGGUUGAAGAGGCGGUGCUUUCCGCGUGUCCCCGGAAGGACUUAGCGUGAAAGGCGGGAGAAGGAAGCAGCCGAGAGGCGGAGGAAGCCCGAGGGGGCGGUUGCGUGUGGACUGAGUGCCCUCGGCCUGGUGAGCUUCCAGACGCCGGCCUUCCGGCUCCCGAGCCCGCCAAGCCCACCGGCCGCCUUUCCUGCCUGCGCUUCCGCACCGGUCGCGAACGAGUGCACCUGCGCGCCUCGUAGCUGUUCUCGCACCGGCCGGCGGCCCGACAGUUCCUGCUGCGCUUCCCGCCCGGCCUCGCUCAGCUCGGCAGCUCCCCGGCGUGCGGCAUGUCGCGGCGGCGGCACAGCGACGAGAACGACGGGGGACAGCCUCACAAAAGGAGAAAGACCUCUGACGCCAAUGAAACUGAAGAUCAUUUGGAAUCAUUAAUAUGCAAAGUAGGAGAAAAGAGUGCCUGCUCUCUGGAGAGCAACCUAGAAGGCUUGGCAGGUGUUUUAGAAGCUGAUCUUCCUAACUACAAGAGCAAGAUCUUAAGGCUUCUUUGUACAGUUGCGCGCCUGUUACCUGAGAAAUUGACAAUUUAUACAACAUUAGUUGGACUGCUGAAUGCCAGGAAUUACAACUUUGGUGGAGAGUUUGUAGAAGCUAUGAUUCGACAACUUAAGGAAUCACUGAAAGCAAACAAUUACAAUGAAGCUGUGUAUUUGGUCCGUUUUUUAUCUGAUCUCGUGAAUUGUCACGUCAUUGCUGCCCCAUCCAUGGUUGCUAUGUUUGAAAAUUUUGUAAGCGUAACUCAGGAAGAAGAUGUACCUCAGGUGCGGCGAGAUUGGUAUGUUUACGCGUUUCUGUCGUCUUUGCCCUGGGUUGGAAAGGAGUUGUACGAAAAGAAAGAUGCAGAGAUGGACCGCAUCUUUGCCAACACUGAAAGCUAUCUUAAAAGACGCCAGAAGACACAUGUGCCCAUGUUACAAGUAUGGACUGCUGAGAAACCACAUCCGCAAGAAGAGUAUUUAGAUUGCCUGUGGGCCCAGAUUCAGAAAUUGAAAAAGGAUCGCUGGCAGGAGCGGCACAUCCUAAGACCUUAUCUUGCCUUUGACAGCAUCCUCUGCGAAGCCCUGCAGCACAAUCUGCCUCCUUUCACGCCACCUCCUCACACGGAAGAUUCGGUGUACCCGAUGCCACGGGUCAUCUUCAGAAUGUUUGAUUACACGGAUGAUCCCGAGGGUCCUGUAAUGCCAGGAAGUCAUUCAGUUGAAAGAUUUGUCAUAGAAGAGAAUCUUCACUGCAUCAUUAAGUCCCACUGGAAGGAAAGGAAGACUUGUGCUGCGCAGCUGGUGAGCUAUCCCGGGAAGAACAAGAUCCCCUUGAACUACCACAUAGUUGAGGUGAUCUUUGCAGAGCUGUUUCAGCUUCCGGCCCCCCCGCACAUUGAUGUGAUGUACACAACACUGCUCAUCGAGCUGUGCAAACUUCAGCCUGGCUCUCUGCCCCAAGUUCUUGCACAGGCGACUGAAAUGUUAUACAUGCGUUUGGACACGAUGAACACUACAUGUGUAGACAGGUUUAUUAAUUGGUUUUCCCAUCAUCUAAGUAACUUCCAGUUCCGUUGGAGUUGGGAAGAUUGGUCAGAUUGUCUUACUCAAGAUCCUGAAAGUCCCAAACCAAAAUUUGUAAGAGAAGUUCUAGAAAAAUGUAUGAGGUUGUCUUAUCAUCAGCGUAUAUUAGAUAUUGUUCCUCCUACCUUCUCAGCUCUAUGUCCUGCAAACCCAACCUGCAUUUACAAGUACGGAGAUGAAAGUAGCAAUUCUCUUCCUGGACAUUCAGUCGCCCUCUGUUUAUCUGUUGCCUUUAAAAGUAAAGCAACCAAUGAUGAAAUCUUCAGCAUUCUGAAAGAUGUACCAAAUCCUAACCAGGAUGACGAUGACGAUGAAGGAUUCAGCUUUAACCCUUUGAAAAUAGAGGUCUUUGUACAGACUCUGCUACACUUGGCAGCCAAAUCAUUCAGCCACUCCUUUAGCGCUCUUGCAAAGUUUCAUGAAGUCUUCAAAACCCUAGCUGAGAGUGAUGAAGGAAAGUUACAUGUUCUAAGAGUUAUGUUUGAGGUCUGGAGGAACCAUCCACAGAUGAUUGCUGUGCUAGUAGAUAAGAUGAUCCGUACACAGAUUGUUGACUGUGCUGCAGUGGCAAAUUGGAUCUUCUCUUCAGAACUGUCUCGAGACUUUACUAGAUUGUUUGUUUGGGAAAUCUUGCACUCCACAAUUCGUAAGAUGAACAAACACGUUCUCAAAAUCCAGAAAGAGCUGGAAGAAGCAAAAGAGAAACUCGCAAGGCAACACAAACGGCGAAGUGACGACGACGACAGAAGCAGUGACAGGAAAGAUGGGGCUCUAGAGGAGCAAAUAGAAAGGCUGCAGGAGAAAGUGGAGUCUGCUCAGAGUGAACAGAAGAACCUCUUCCUUGUCAUAUUCCAGCGUUUUAUCAUGAUCCUGACUGAGCACUUAGUACGAUGUGAGACCGAUGGGACCAGCAUAUUAACCCCAUGGUAUAAGAACUGUAUAGAGAGGCUCCAGCAGAUCUUCUUGCAGCAUCACCAGAUAAUCCAGCAGUACAUGGUGACCCUGGAGAACCUGCUCUUCACUGCUGAGUUAGACCCUCAUAUCCUGGCUGUGUUCCAGCAGUUCUGUGCCCUACAGGCCUAAGGGUCCUUUUAUUCCCGUCAAGACUUUUUUAAAAUAUCUGAAAAUAAUUUGUCUUAUUUUUUUUGAUGUUUGAAUGCUUGCUUUCUUGUAGCAUCUUUCACUUAUUAAAGGGGGAGGGGGGGGAGGAGGAUGGUGAAUAGAGCGUCGAUGACCUUUAAUUGCCCCUACAAAGCAAAAAUUCCCGACUGACAAUGUGACGAUGACCAUAGGAUGUAUUAUAUAUAUAUGACAGAUACAACUUUUCUGGUAUUUUUUUCUCCUUAAGGCACAAAAGAUAAGUGAUUUGAGGUAUGUGAACACUAGAGGUCCAGCUUACAAAGUAGUAUAUAGAAUUGGUGGGUUUACUAUCAAGUAGCAUAGCUUUUCACAGCUCAUGGAUAACCUAAUAUGGACGAAAUAAAACUAAAAUGUUUUUUAAA
This is a messenger RNA of Ailuropoda melanoleuca (giant panda), 3190 nucleotides long. It is a transcript of the gene NCBP1, whose product is annotated as nuclear cap binding protein subunit 1. Lineage: Eukaryota; Metazoa; Chordata; Mammalia; Carnivora; Ursidae. The coding region runs from base 399 to 2771 and encodes 790 amino acids. Gene Ontology annotation, cellular component: nucleus; nuclear cap binding complex. Gene Ontology annotation, biological process: regulation of mRNA processing; mRNA export from nucleus; nuclear-transcribed mRNA catabolic process, nonsense-mediated decay. The transcript has 23 exons. Gene Ontology annotation, molecular function: mRNA binding; protein binding; RNA cap binding. The record is from RefSeq and is a predicted model, not a curated record.